Molecule: messenger RNA, 587 nt
Organism: Umbelopsis ramanniana AG
Lineage: Eukaryota; Fungi; Mucoromycota; Umbelopsidomycetes; Umbelopsidales; Umbelopsidaceae
Exons: 1
Coding region: 67-417 (116 amino acids)
Source: RefSeq, a predicted model, not a curated record
CUCCUUUAUAUAUCGUCAAAUCAUCGCACCCUGUAGGUUCAGGAACCACAUAUUCUUUAUACACAAAUGACUAAAAUCUUUUCACUGGUAAUCCUCGUGCUCUCAAUGCUUAUCGGUAUAGCUUCUGCCGUCCCUGCCUUACCAUCUCCCUCUGCAAGUUUGAGCCGAGUGUCUCUGGUUGGCAGAGCCGCCCAAGCAGGCCAUGGAGGCACUACUACUAAUGCUACAACAACCACUACAACUACCACUACUACUAAGAGUAAGAAAAGUAACUUUGUAUCUGCUCCCAUUCUUGAAAGUGGAACACUGUUCUACGUUGGUCUCGCCGCUACUGUUGUCCUAUGGAGCUCAGGAAAGUCUGUAGACUACGCUCUCCAGCGUCAAGAACGGUACGCUCGCUACUUGGCAACCAAAUAAUUAACUCGAAAAGACUGGGGCUUUUCCAAGUAGAUUCCAUAAAUUUUACAUCUCAUAGUAGCCUAUGUUAUAGCAUACGCUGCACUUAUUUUAUCUUACUCUUAGAAGUGUGAUUGUAUAUAGAUAUAUAUUAAAGAACAGUAUGUCACUCUAUUUUUUGAAAAGUGAGC